This is a messenger RNA of Pleurotus ostreatus (oyster mushroom), 309 nucleotides long. RefSeq lists its product as uncharacterized. The record is from RefSeq and is a predicted model, not a curated record. NCBI's taxonomy places the organism in Eukaryota, Fungi, Basidiomycota, Agaricomycetes, Agaricales, Pleurotaceae. The coding region runs from base 1 to 309 and encodes 102 amino acids. The transcript has a single exon.
AUGAAAUACCAAUACUUCAGAUGCGGUGAACCCAACAUGUACAUGCUACCUUAUCGAUGUACCGUCACAAAUGUCUCGCCCACCUCUUCCCUUCGCCUUGCACCGGCUCAACCAGGCGUAUGGUGUGAAGAUGAUCCCUCGAAAUGUACCCGCGGAGCGAAACAGAUGAUUUUUUGGAAUCAAGCCGAGGGUAAUAACAUCGAAGUCAGCGGUUCAGAUCUAUCUGGGCAUCCCCGCUCACCUGCAUACAAUGCGAAAUUGGGAUUCGCUGAUGGUGCGUCCGUUCUACAGUUUGGGGACAAUUAUUAA